CAUUAUUUUUGCGUAAAUACAGUGACAUUAUAGUACCUGUGUGUACCAACAAAAUUGACGGCAUAACAUAUUUGAUUAUUACUCCAAGUGCAUGAACUGGGAUGUCUGCAACAGACUGGUACGCGCACAAAUCCCUCGGAGAAGGUCUGUACUGGAUCCAGGAGAAGUUUUUCGAAUCGUCAAACAGAGCAAAUAUUUGGCUCCUUCGAGGAUCUCACCAAGAUGUUGUGAUAGACACAGGCUUGGGGUUGAGGAGUUUACCUGAUUACAUUAACACCAAAGGUCUGCUUGGAGACGACCCGCAGCGAAAGAACCCCCUUUUGGCGAUCGCCACCCACGCCCACUUCGACCACUCAGGUGGUCUGCAUCAGUUCGAACAGGUCGGGAUCCACAGUGCAGAGGUCGAUGCGCUGGCCAACGGAGACAACUUCGAGACCGUCACUUGGCUGUCCGACAGAGAGAUAGUCCAAUCUCCCUGGCCGGGAUGGAGCGCAAGAGAAUACAGAGUCAAGGCUGUACAACCAACACACAUACUACAAGAAGGUAAUAACCAAACCAUACAAUCUAGUGGUUAUGGUACACCAAUGUGGUGGCAUGAUUGUUACCAGGAAUCUAAAAGACAAUUUGCUGUGUUCAGUCUCUAAUGCAUGAUAUGGAUUUGAGAGAAGGAGAUGGUCAAUAUGAAUGUAAUUACACAGUCCUUAAAGGAUGUGUCUUUGCCCCUUGUUACAGAAAAUCGACUUUGCAUUGGAAUACGCUUUCACAUUAAGCUGCAUCCCAUAGGGAAAUGUAUACUGCAGAGUAGACUUGGCAGGGUACCAACACUGACCUCCCAGCACACACAAACACGCACACACACACACACACACACACACACACACACACACACACACACACACACACACACACACACACAGACCAAGCAUGAUCCCUCCCUGUUUUAUACAGUUUUGUAACUGUAUAAUCCAUCUCCAUCAUACUGUCACAAUAGAAGUCAGAGCUUCAGAUAGGCCUAUUGUUGAAGGGUGCGUCUCUGACUGCACAUUCUUUGGAUGAGGUUUCACUCCCUACAUCAGUUUGACUCAGUUACAUGAACUGUAUAAUGUUGUUGCUUACAAUGGGUCCCAUAGGAGGGAUUAUUUAAUGUGUGAAUGACAGUGGCUCACAAAUAGCCCUAGUGGUUGUUAUUCUGCAGUAUGCCUGUAUCUGCAGAGAUGCUAUUUUCAUACUCAGCCGAUGACUUUGAGGGGUUUUAUUUCAGCGAAGGAAGUACAGCAGGCUAGACCCAGCCAUACUGAAUUACAACAGAGCCUGAGAGGCAGAACGUCCUCAUUUUUAAUCGCAUCCACAGAGAUCAGACCACAAGUUAUCUUCUUGUUGAAGACACACACAUACACUACAGGUCUUCAUUGAUCCACCUGUACCUGAAUACCCAAGACCCGAUCCGGGACCUGAGUGGGUCCGGAUCCAGAAUUCUAAAUAAUGUCAAUGGUCUGUGUCAGAUCUGAUAUGAUUGUCACGGGUCUCAGGUAUGUGUAAUUUUAACUGACUUGUCCGGAAGGGCCCAUACAGAUCCAAACAUGACUGCUGCAGUAGAGAGAGAGAGCCUAUAUUUUAUAAUUUAUGAUUCUGUUCUUGCUUUUUACACACACAGGCACAGACAUACACAUGAUAACACACACACUCGUACACAUGAAUUUUGUAUUGUAGAUACACUAUUUAUACAAAAGUGUGUGGACACCCUUUCAAAUGAGUGGAUUUGGCUAUUUCAGCUACACCCGUUGCUGACAGGUGAAUAAAACUAAGCACACAGUCAUGCAAUCUCCAUAGACAAACAUUGGCAGUAGAAUGGCCUUACUGAAGAGCUCAGUGAUUUUCAACGUGGCACCGUCAUAGGAUGCCACCUUUCCAACAAGUCAGUUAGUCAAAUUUCUGCGCUACUAGAGCUGCCCCGAUCAACUGUAAGUGCUGUUAUUGUAAAGUGGAAACGUCUAGGAGCAACAAUGGCUCAGCCGUGAAGUGGUAGGCCACACAAGCUCACAGAACGGGACCGCUGAGUGCUGAAGCGUGCAGUGCGUAAAAAUAGUCUGUCCUCGGUUGCAACACUCAAUACCGAGUUCCAAACUGCCUCUGGAAGCAACAUCAGCACAAUAACUGUUCGUCGGGAGCUUCAUGAAAUGGGUUUCCAUGGCCGAGCAGCCGCACAGAAGGCUAAGAUCACAAUGCGCAAUGCCAAGCGUCGGCUGGAGUGGUGUAAAGCUCGCCGCCAUUGGACUCUGGAGCAGUGGAAACGCGUUCUCUGGAGUAAUGAAUCACGCUUCACCAUCUGGCAGUCCAACAGAUGAAUCUGGGUUUGGCGGAUACCAGGAGAACACUACCUGCCCGUAUGCUUAGUGCCAACUGUAAAGUUUGGUGGAGAAGGAAUAAUGGUCUGGGGCUGUUUUUCAUGGUUCGGGCUAGGCCCCUUAGUUCCAGUGAAGGGAAAUCUUAACGCUACAGCAUACAAUGACAUUCUAGACGAUUCUGUGCUUCCAACUUUGUGGCAACAGUUUGGGGAAGGCCCUUUCCUGUUUCAGCAUGACAAUGCCCCCGUGCACAAAGCGAGGUCCAUACAGAAAUUGAAAGAUCGGUGUGGGAGAACCCCAUCGAACAUGAAUUGGGAUGAAUUGGAACGGCGACUGCGAGCCAGGCCUAAUCACCCAACAUCAGUGCCUGACCUCACUAAUGCUCUUGUGGCUGAAUGGAAGCAAGUCCCCACAGCAAUGUGACAACAUCUAGUGGAAAGCCUUCCCAGAAGAGUGGAGGCUGUUAUAGCAGCAAAGGGGGGACCAACUCCAUAUUAAUGCCCAUGAUUUUGGAAUGAGAUGUUCGAUGAGCAGGUUCAUGACCCUACCUUACACAGAAAGCGGCACAGGUCCUAAUCCAGGCACUUGUCAUCUCCCGUCUGGAUUACUGCAACUCGCUGUUGGCUGGGCUCCCUGCCUGUGCCAUUAAACCCCUACAACUUAUCCAGAACGCUGCAGCCCGUCUGGUGUUCGACCUUCCCAAGAUCUCUCAUGUCACCCCGCUCCUCCGCACACUCAACUGGCUUCCAGUUGAAGCUUGCAUCUACUACAAAACCAUGGUGCUUGCCUACGGAGCUGUGAGGGGAACGGCACCUCCGUACCUUCAGGCUCUGAUCAGUCCCUACACCCAAACGAGGGCAUUGCGUUCAUCCACCUCUGGCCUGCUAGCCCCCCUACCUCUACGGAAGCACAGUUCCCGUUCAGCCCAGUCAAAGCUAUUCGCUGCUCUGGCACCCCAAUGGUGGAACAAGCUCCCCCACGACGCCAGGACAGCGGAGUCACUGACCACCUUCCGGAGACACUUGAAACCCUACCUCUUUAAGGAAUACCUGGAAUAGUAUAACAGUAAUCCUUCUGACAUUAUGCCACUCCUGGCGCAAAAAUUCAAGCAGCUCGUCUUUGUUUGAUGGCUUGUGACCAUCCAUCUUCCUCUUGAUUACAUUCCAGAAGUUUUCAAUGGGGUUCAAGUCUGGAGAUUGGGCUGGCCAUGACAGGGUCUUGAUCUGGUGGUCCUCCAUCCACACCUUGAUUGACCUGGCUGUGUGGCAUGGCGCAUUGUCCUGCUGGAAAAACCAAUCCUCAGAGUUGAGGAACAAUGUCAGAGCAAAAGGAAGCAAGUUUUCUUCCAGGACAACCUUGUACAUGGUUUGAUUCAUGCGUCCUUCACAAAGACAAAUCUGCCCGAUUACAGCCUUGCUGAAGCACCCCCAGAUCAUCACCGAUCCUCCACCAAAUUUCACAGUGGGAGCGAGAUUUUUUCCAGAGCUGUAUAUAUAUAUAUCAUGUAGUAACCAAAAAAGUGUUAAACAAAUCAAAAUAUAUUUGAGAUUUGAGAUUCUUCAAAGAGCCACCCUUUGCCUUGAUGACAGCUUUGCACACUCUUGGCAUUCUCUCAACCAGCUUCAUGAGGUAGUCACCUGGAAUGCAUUCCAAUUAACAGGUGUGUCUUCCUAAAAGUUAAUUUGUGGAAUUUCUUUCCUUCAUAAUGUGUUUGAGCCAAUCAGUUGUGUUGUGACAAGGUAGUGGGGUAUACAGAAGAUAGCCCUAUUUGGUGAAAUACCAAGUCCAUAUUAUGGCAAGAACAGCUCAAAUAAGCAAAGAGAAACGACAGUCCAUCAUUACUUUAAGAAAUUUUUUAGAAAAAUUUCAAGAACUUUGAAAGUUUCUUCAAGUGCAGUCGCAAAAACCAUCAAGCAAUAUGAUGAAACUGGCUCUCAUGAGGACCGCCACAGGAAAGGAAGACCCAGAGUUACCUCUGCUGCAGAGGAUAAGUUCAUUAGAGUUACUAGCCUCAGAAAUUGCAGCCCAAAUAAAUGCUUCACAGAGUUCAAGUAACAGACACAUCUCAACAUCAACUGUUCAGGCCUUCAUGAAUCAGGCCUUCAUGGUCAAAUUGCUGCAAAGAAAGCACUGCUAAAGGACACCAAUAAGAAGAAGAGACUUGCUUGGGCCAAGAAACACGGGCAAUGGACAUUAGACCGGUGGAAAUCUGUCCUCUGUUCUGGAGUCCAAAUUGGAGAUUUUUGGUUCCAACCGCUGUGUCGUUGUGAGACAUGGUGUGGGUGGAGGAGGCCGUAGGAGGGCAACAACCCAGCAGCAGGACUGCUACCUCCGCCUUUGUGCAAGGAGGAGCAGGAGGAGCACUGCCAGAGCCCUGCAAAAUGACCUCCAGCAGGCCACAAAUGUGCAUGUGUCUGCUCAAACGGUCAGAAACAGACUCCAUGAGGGUGGUAUGAGGGCCCGACGUCCACAGGUGGGGGUUGUGCUUACAACCCCCACCUGUGGACGUCGUGCAGGACGUUUGGCAUUUGCCAGAGAACACCAAGAUUGGCAAAUUCGCCACUGGCGCCCUGUGCUCUUCACAGAUGAAAGCAGGUUUACACUGAGCACAUGUGACAGACGUGGCAGAGUCUGGAGACGCCGUGGAGAACGUUCUGCUGCCUGCAACAUCCUCCAGCAUGACCGGUUUGGCGGUGGGUCAGUCAUGGUGUGGGGUGGCAUUUCUUUGGGGGGCCGCACAGCCCUCCAUGUGCUCGCCAGAGGUAGCCUGACUGCCAUUAGGUACCGAGAUGAGAUCCUCAGACCCCUUGUGAGACCAUAUGCUGGUGCGGUUGGCCCUGGGUUCCUUCUAAUGUAAGACAAUGCUAGACCUCAUGUGGCUGGAGUGUGUCAGCAGUUCCUGCAAGAGGAAGGCAUUGAUGCUAUGGACUGGCCCGCCCGUUCCCCAGACCUGAAUCCAAUUGAGCACAUCUGGGACAUCAUGUCUCGCUCCAUCCACCAACGCCACGUUGCACCACAGACUGUCCAGGAGUUGGCGGAUGCUUUAGUCCAGGUCUGGGAGGAGAUCCCUCAGGAGACCAUCCGCCACCUCAUCAGGAGCAUGCCCAGGCGUUGUAGCGAGGUCAUACAGGCACGUGGAGGCCACACACACUACUGAGCCUCAUUUUGACUUGUUUUAAGGACAUUACAUCAAAGUUGGAUCAGCCUGUAGUGUGGUUUUCCACUUUAAUUUUGAGGGUGACUCCAAAUCAGACCUCCAUGGGUUGAUACAUUUGAUUUCCAUUGAUAAUUUUUGUGUGAUUUUGUUGUCAGCACAUUCAACUAUGUAAAGAAAAAAGUAUUUAAUAAGAUUAUUUCAUUCAUUCAGAUGUGUUAUUUUAGUGUUCCCUUUAUUUUUUUGAGCAUUGAAUAUAUACAUAUUGGGUCCGGAUGGGAAAGAUCCAGGUCCAUUUUGGAAUUUGGACCCAUGAAGACAUCUAACACACACACUCCUAAUCCAUAUUCUUCAUCAUAGCAGGUCUUUUGACCAGUCUUGUGGUUCAUUUUCACACAUUGCUGCACACUUGACAAAGUUGGAGCAAACUCCCCCCACAUAGUGUCCUUUCCUUUUGUAAUUUGUGCACCGGUCAAUACACUUCUGCUGUGUCAGUGCUGCAAUGCAGCUGGAGUAUGUUAUUGCUCAAUGUGUCCAUUUUCCCCGUCUCUCUCUCGCUCUCCUUGCUCUCCCUCAGGUGAUGUCAUCAACCUGGGCGACAGGCAGCUGACGGUGCUGCACAUGCCCGGCCACUCCCGCGGAAGCAUCUGCCUGCACGACGGGGACAACAAGAUGCUGUUCAGCGGGGACGUGGUCUACGACGGUGCCAUGAUCGACUGGCUGCCCACCAGCCGGGUCAGUGACUACGUCAGCAGCUGUGAGCGCCUGGUGGGGCUGGUGGAUAGUGAGCAGGUGGACCAGGUAAUGCCGGGACACUAUCACACAUUUGGUGCGAAACGGCUCCACCGCAUCGCUUCGGGGUACAUCGACAGAGCCGGCACCUGCUCGGCACGCUUCUCCACCUUUGCCUGGAGGACCUUGGCCAGAUUGGCGCUACGGGCGUCCAACACACGCAGCGCCUGCUAG
This is a messenger RNA of Coregonus sp. 'balchen', 6465 nucleotides long. The record is from the annotation of a GenBank genome assembly. Lineage: Eukaryota; Metazoa; Chordata; Actinopteri; Salmoniformes; Salmonidae.